Cladocopium goreaui is the source of this 549-nucleotide messenger RNA. The record is from the annotation of a GenBank genome assembly. Lineage: Eukaryota; Dinophyceae; Suessiales; Symbiodiniaceae.
AUGUGGUCCAACGUCAUCUCUCCGGGUGUGGAGGACAAUCGAACAAUCCAUUUGGGCAUGCCUCCCAGGACCUCCACAAAGUAUGGAGUAAACUGCUUCUUCAAUGAAAAACCACUGAGGGAGUGGGAGGCUGCCAAUUCCGCGAAACGAGGCCUAUCAGUAGCACUGCGCAGAGUGGACCCUGCAGUUCUCUUGCAGGAGGACAAAACAAUUCUGCGGCCUGGUCAACUGCGAGCAUUUGCGCUCUGCGAGGAUCCCAGGGUCCGAGUCAUACCGCGGAUCAUCACUGAUGAGGAAGUCCAAGCGCUCCUUGCACUUGCACACCCUCCUGCAGACUCGGAGGCAAUCGACCCCGAGAUCUAUGCGAGUAUCGAACAUUGCAUUGCUGCGGCGGCUGGCCGACCUGUGGAGAAGAUGGAACCUUUGAAAGGUGCCGCCGAUCUGAUCUCUUCCCUUCCAGAUCUGAGGAUUCAGAGCUUUGUGGGUACCGCAGCUUUGAAGCAGCUCAACUCCAGGAUGCAAAUCAAACAGCCUGGCUCGCGACAGUGA